ACACGGAAACAACCCAUUCCGGUUGUAUUCCCUUCUCACUUGACCGGCCAUGAUGUUGAGUGCCGUAUCGAAGGCAGCCUCCGGGGCUCUGAGGGUUGUAAAACCCGCCCUUCUGCAAAACGAAGCUGCUAAAGUCGCUGGGGCGGUUUCAGUAAACAACCGGCAAUAUGCAAAAGCUGCGGCAUCCCCCAAGGCAGCCACUGGAUCAACCGGCAAGGUUGUUGCCAUCAUUGGUGCCGUUGUUGACGUACAGUUUGAGGACAACCUGCCACCAAUCCUCAACGCCCUCGAAGUACAAAACCGUUCCCCCAGGCUAGUCCUUGAGGUUGCCCAGCACUUGGGAGAGAAUACCGUUCGCACAAUCGCCAUGGACGGUACCGAAGGUCUUGUCCGUGGACAGGCAGUCCAGGACUCUGGAUACCCAAUCCGUAUUCCAGUGGGUGCCGAAACUCUGGGACGUAUUAUUAACGUAAUCGGUGAGCCGAUCGACGAGCGUGGUCCGAUUCCGACUGAUCUGAGAGCAGCAAUUCACGCCGAUGCUCCAGAGUUCGUAGAAAUGUCCGUAGAGCAAGAAAUUCUUGUCACCGGUAUCAAGGUCGUCGAUCUUCUGGCCCCGUACGCUAAGGGAGGAAAAAUUGGUCUCUUCGGAGGUGCCGGAGUAGGCAAGACUGUACUGAUCAUGGAGCUCAUCAACAACGUAGCCAAGGCCCAUGGUGGUUACUCCGUGUUUGCUGGUGUCGGUGAGCGUACCCGAGAGGGUAACGAUCUUUACCACGAGAUGAUUGAGUCCGGUGUAAUCUCGCUCAAGGACAAGACCUCCAAAGUAGCGCUGGUAUACGGACAGAUGAACGAGCCCCCUGGUGCUCGUGCCCGAGUUGCCCUCACCGGUUUGACUGUUGCCGAAUAUUUCCGUGACCAGGAAGGUCAGGACGUGCUGCUCUUCAUUGACAACAUUUUCAGGUUCACCCAGGCCGGUUCUGAGGUGUCUGCUCUUCUUGGUCGAAUUCCAUCAGCCGUAGGUUACCAGCCAACAUUGGCAACAGACAUGGGUACCAUGCAGGAGCGUAUCACCACCACCAAGAAGGGAUCCAUCACUUCUGUCCAGGCUAUUUACGUGCCAGCUGACGAUUUGACCGAUCCCGCGCCAGCCACGACCUUCGCUCACUUGGACGCCACCACUGUGCUUUCCCGUGCCAUUGCCGAGCUGGGUAUCUAUCCUGCCGUCGAUCCCCUCGACUCCACUUCUCGUAUCAUGGACCCCAACAUCAUUGGAGCAGAGCACUACAACAUCGCUCGUAACGUACAGAAGAUCCUUCAGGACUACAAGUCCCUUCAGGAUAUUAUUGCUAUUUUGGGUAUGGACGAGUUGUCGGAAGAGGACAAACUCACUGUCGCGAGAGCCCGUAAAAUUCAGAGAUUCCUCUCUCAGCCCUUCCAGGUCGCUGAAGUGUUCACUGGACACGCCGGAAAGCUCGUACCUUUGGCCGAAACGAUCAAGGGUUUCCAGAAGAUUUUGGCCGGAGAAUACGACCACCUCCCAGAGGUUGCCUUCUAUAUGGUUGGACCAAUUGAAGAGGUUGUCGCAAAGGCAGAAACACUCGCCAAAUCAUAAACUAUAAACUAAUAGUUAAAAGUUGAACCUUUAAACUUUAAUAAAACGCCCAGCAGGGAAUCAUUCAACGUUCCAUUGUCAUCGCCCGACUAAAAAAAAAAGCAAAAGAAACAAUGUAUCAUACGGGCUCAAAUUGUGAGCUUCGCCGAUUGCUGUAAUCGAUUGAUUUGUAGUCAGGAAAAACCGUUUUAAAUAAAAUAGAUUUAAAAGUAAAAA
Messenger RNA from Diprion similis, 1828 nucleotides. RefSeq names its product ATP synthase subunit beta, mitochondrial (gene ATPsynbeta). The transcript has 7 exons. Bases 50 to 1612 code for a protein of 520 amino acids. Gene Ontology annotation, biological process: proton transmembrane transport; proton motive force-driven mitochondrial ATP synthesis. Lineage: Eukaryota; Metazoa; Arthropoda; Insecta; Hymenoptera; Diprionidae. The record is from RefSeq and is a predicted model, not a curated record. Gene Ontology annotation, molecular function: ATP hydrolysis activity; ATP binding; proton-transporting ATP synthase activity, rotational mechanism.